AUGGCCCUGAGGAGGUCAUCCAGAUUGAACCAAAAUGUGGAACUGAGCAAAAGUGUGAACUACGUCUUGGCUGAAAAAACGGACGACGAGGAUGACAAUUCAGGUGGUAAAGUGCGCGACAGGGGAAAGAAGAAAAAUGUGAAACGUGCUAGCGGGGGAGUGACAAGCACCGAUGGCGACAACACUACUGAGGAUAGUGACUACACAGUAAGUGAGGAUGAGAAGAAGGGGGACUCCGAAGAGGAGGGAGAGGACAGUGAGGAUCAGGGAGAUGACACAAGUGAAGAUUCCACGGGGGGUAAAAGAAGCAAAGGGAAGAAUGCUCGCAAAAGUAGGGACCAGCAAAACAGGCGCAAGAGCAUCCGUAACAACCGGGACAGUGACGAAUCGUCAUCAGUGGGCGCCAAAGGGAAGAGAAGCAAUCGCGGCAAAGGAGGCAACCCCGGAAAGCAAAACAAUCGCGGCAAAAAAGGCAAGUCGAGCAAACGGAACAAACGGGGAGGCGCCGAACAGAGUGUCGUGCCGUACGAAGAAAACGGCAACGAGAAAGGCAGCAAUUCUUCGGAUCAAAACCCCAACAAUGGGAACAAAAACGACAAGCAGAAGAAGCCAAAGGGGAAAAGCUACAUAGAAAGACUGCAGGAAGAUGCGGACGACGACGAUUUUGAUAUUUUUAAGAAGAACAGCAAAUUUGACAAAAACAAACGGAUAUCCACCAUCAACAGGGCCAGCAGCGCGCUAGACAUGAAGCCGAAGAAGAGGAAGAGCAUUUACGUGGAGUCCAGCAACGGUGAAGUUUCGAGCGAAAGCGAUUAUGAGUACACCGCUGAGAGAACGAGGCCCGCGAAAAAGCUAAAAAGUAACAGUAACAUUGGUGGCAAUAAUAGUGGCGGCAAAAAUGAUGGCAAACCGAACGACAAGGGGCAAAGUGGGCUAAACGACGUGAACGCGAAUGCCCACAAAAACUUUGACGACUUUAAUAUGUACGAAAAAAUUAAAAAAGGGCCCAAAAAUCUGCACGAAAUUAUCGAAGAAAUUUAUUACUACCUGUUUAAUAGGGAAAACAACGAAAUGGUUAAGGUGUCCACUUUUUUUUUAAAUUUCCUGGCUGAGUGUUCAGGCAAUGAAACGCUCACGUGGACGAUUGACAUAAUUGAUUAUAUAGACAAGCAAGUGUACCUCUACGAAGAAAUUGCAAAUAAUAACCAAAUUUCCCACCCGUCGAUUGGUUCGAACAGGCCUGGAGCGGCUCCCACCUCCAUAACGGAAAUUAUCACCCCCUCGACGGCGCAGUCAGGGAGCAAAAUCACCAACCUAGAUGAAAUUAUAAAAGACGAAAGUAACUUUGAAAAGAUAUGCACAUUCAAGUGUAAAAAAUUGGAACAGUAUUUAUCCCCCGACUUGGACAACGACGUUUUGAUAAAAAAGAAAAAUGAAAAUAAUAAAUCGUAUAAGUCCUUUACAAGUUUCUUCUCCGAUUUUGCUUACCAUUUUGAUGAGAAUUACAUCCACGAGGUGUUGUACGUGUGCAUAUGGAUUUUCUCCCUCAGCAUAAGCAAGUACAGGAAGAUACGCUUUACCGCUUCUUUGGCUAGUCACUCCAUAUUACUAGGAUUAUGCAAGAAGAUUAACUAUAUUAAUAAUCAUGAGAAGCAGGCGGGGAAGCAGCUGCUCGCGGAGUACGCCCGGGAGAGGGAAAAUACCAAUAAGGGGAGCGGCAACCGGAGGGGCAGCGCCACCGGUAGGAACAGCAAAAACGGUGCCCAUACCUCAAACACGGGGAAUGAGAAAUGGAACAACGCUGACAUCGAAGAACUAAUUCAGUACGCCAAAAAGAAGGACAACGAAAAUAUACGAACCAUCGUGGAAAGAAAUUUAAUCAUCAGCCAGCUCAUCGAUAACAUAAACGAGGAUAGAAAAAAUCUAACCAUCUUGAACAACUUCCUGCUCUGCACUUAUAACAUAAUAUAUAGGAACAAGAUAAAAGACGUGUUUGCAGAUAUUAGGGCAAUAACCCUAGAGUUCUUCCUCCACUAUGUACAGGUACUAAGCAGUUACUUCACCAACAGGAAAUACACCAAACUGCUCAUUUGGAUUUUAUACGAUAAAGAUAGUAAAGUUAAGACGUACGCUCUGGACAUUUUAAUAUAUCUGUGCACUUUGUAUCACACGAAUGGGAACUUUAAAAUUGUGGAACUGCUCUACAUGUGUAAGAAAAAAUUGCUGAAUUUUAUUUUCGAUGAUGAUUACAACGUUCGAGUGAAAACGUUCGAGUUGAUUCUCCAGAUGAGCAAAAUGAAAAUUAGGAAAGCCGACUUUAUAGCGUUUAAGAGAAGCGCCAAGAAGAACCCCAUCGUGCCUUCCAACAAGAGAGAUGAAACGACGUCCGAUGUGUCUUCCCAGUAUGAAAGUGGCGAGUAUGAGGAAAAAGAUACGUUCUCCGAUGUGGAGGUGCUUGCAAAUGAUCAUCUACCCAUAGCGCUGCAUAACACCCAGAGGAGGAAAAACCAAACAGCAAGCGACGUGGUUAACAUUCUCUCUAAGAAAGAAAAGAAAAUUGUAAGCAACUUAAUCUGGUUUAACAAUAAUAGCAAAAUAUCGAAGAUGAUAACAUCCCUCAUUUACGAGUCUCAAAUAAAAAACAAAAUAAAAAAAUGCGAUCGGAAGAGGAACAACUAUUUUGACGUAGAACAGAAUGACGCCAACUGCGAAAUUGUAAAAUAUAACCUCCUCUUUUUGACCAAGUACCUGAAUAGAAAUAUCCCGACUGUUAAAAAUUUCGUGCACUAUUUUGAUUACCUGGCCAACUACAAUGAGAAUAUGAAAUUGUACACUGUGAUUGACAGGUUCGUCAGCGGGAUUAGGGAAAUGCUAGAUGCCGUGAACUGCAUCGAUGUUAUGAUUGAACUGCUGUGCAAGGAUGACAUUGCAAAGGAGACCCACUGGGGAGGAGCCGUCCAAUCGGUUAGGGAUAAGAACGACGUGGAAGGAGGUGGCAGUGGGGGGUGCAACGUGGAGGAGUACGCCGCGAAGAGGCAGCAAAGUGGGAAGACAGCCAAAAAGGGGAGCAACAAGGGGAAGGAAAGGUCCAAAAAGAGCGGCAGAAGCGGAGGCCAAAGUGACGACCAAAGUGACGACCAAAGUGAAGGCGGAAGUGACGACCAAAAUGACGACCAACGCAGCAGCGGGGCGGAAAACGAACUCGAGGGGGAGGCGGGGAAAGCCAGCGCGGAGCGAGACCUGAGGAAGUGCCUCCUGUACAUCUGCGAGUCGUCGUACAGGAAUUUCCAAAACGACAUAAACGAACUGGAGAGGAACAAAAAUAGGAAGACGCCCCCUCAAGUGAGCGGCGCGAACGCAGCAGAAAGGAACAGCAUGCACAACGCGAAGCUAAAUAACGAGACGGGGAAAAUUAAAAAGAUGAUCAUCUACACAUUCGGGAUAAUCAAACACAGUAAGCUCCUAAUAAAGCUACACCAAACGAAUCAGGAACAUUUGUUGCUAGUUUUUAAAAUUUUGAAGGUGGCAAUACAAGAGUGCAAACACAUAUAUCGAAAUGGAGAAAAAAAUAACGUUUACAAUUUCGCUUCCACGAUAAUGGAAUACUUUAAAAACGACAUUGACAGCAACAUCAAUUUUUUCUUUAACAACGUUUUUGUACAUUUAAAGGAGACCUACGAGUAUCUAUACUACUUAAUAAAAAAUCUGAAGCUGCCAUAUUACUCUGCUAAAUGUACCAUGAAUAUGAUUUCCCUCUUUCUCUCCCUGAACGAUUUCCUCAAGGGGGAGGGUCCCACCAGUGGGGGAAGUGGCAGCCAGAAGUUAUCCACCGAUAUUUUUUUCGACCUUUACUAUGCCCAUUUUAAUAACUUUUUAGACGCCUUUUUAUACUACCGAAAGAACUACAACGCAGAAAUUGAGUGCGAAGAGGAAGAGGAGGAGUACAUACAAAAUGGACGGAACAAAGUUGUCAUCGUUAGUGAAAAUUUAAUGCAAAAAGAGAGAAACGUUGUGGAAUCGAUAGAAAACGACUUAGUCUCCAAUCUUACAAAUUUGAUUCACAUGUAUACCCUCUGCUUUAGCUACAUAAACAGCGAUUUGUCCAACUAUGUGGAAAAAAAAAAUGACAUCAAGAAGAUUAACAAGAGCAUUAAGAAGGUCCUCGAGAAGGACUACUUCCAAUUUAUUGUAAAUGAGAAGUGCCAGGCGUACUUCAAGGAGAAUAUUUUCGUGAAUGAAUUUUUGGACGGCCACCUUUUGCAUUACGGUAAUGAGCACUUCUCCGAGGACUACGGCGGUGGGGAGAGCGGGAACGACGGUGGUGACGAUGACGAGGACUACGGCGGUGGGGAGGAGGGCAGCGAGGAGGAAGACAGCGAACCGCACGCUGACCAACGAGACGAGGAGCGCACCAGCCGAGCCGCCAACCGGAGGAGCAAACGGGCCAAUCGAAAAAAAGGCAAAAAUAACAAACCAAAUGCGGAAAGAAACUUGUACGACAGCUACAUGAGCAGAAGCGGCAAUGUCAACCAUCAGAAGUUAAACAACAAAGCGGCAUUUGACAAGGAGGAGCAUUUCCACCAGGGACAGAAUUUUUACAACCUGUACUACAGCUCGGAAGCCUGCAUGCAUGCAAAUGUAACCAUACAGCUGUGCUUUUACAUACUAAAGGCGAAAAUCAAUUCGGUGUACUACUAUGAAGAGGAAGACAGCACCCCAAAAACGCCCUCAUCCAGGCUGCUCCUACUCUGCAUAGACCUCAUAUACGUCAUAUAUGAAAAUUACAUCUACUACCUAUGUAGGAAGAGGUUCUUUUUCAACUACCUAUAUGGCAACUUCUUUUUGAACGACUCCGCGGUUGGAGCGGACGUAGGGGGGGGUAAAAACGUAAAAAAGGAAAUGAGCGAAAAGAAUAACCCAAGUGGGACCAACGGGGCUAAUGAAAAAGAACAAAAUGCGGAAGAAAAAGAAUCGAAAGGGGAGAACAAAAAUGAUACCCCUAGCAGCAACAUCAAUAUGGACGAUUUAAAAAAAUUGCUUACCCUUAGUGGAAAAAAAAAAAAUAUUUUAAAAAACGUAUUCGUGGAACUGAAUUAUAUAUACAACAAUUUGCUAACCCUGAGAGACGACUUGAAUGACGUGUUGGUGCACCUCAUCAAGGCGUCGAACAACACGAUUCUGAAGUAUGGCGCCUUCUUAAACCUGAUGAACGUCGCGCAGCUGGAGAAUGUGCUGCUCUACUCUGUGGAGGACAUGCGGAGGUACAAAACGUUGGAAAUAUUCAUAAAUGCGUGUUGCGGGGGGGAAGACCAGGUAGAUAGCAGCGGUCUGGCCAACCUGCAGCAGCUGCUAACAUUGCAUGGGAGCGGCAACCCGACGAAGCAGAUGGAUGAGCUGGCGCAAGGCUACCUGGAUGGUGACGAACAAAUUAGCAAAUACAAAAGCGUGGCGAGGUACGUCUAUAGGGAAGACAACGUGCUGUUCAAUUUCGUAACGGAGCUCUUCAAAAAUGUGGAAAAUAUAAACAACGAUAAUUACAACUUUGUCAAUUCGUUCUUAUCAAUCGACAUCGGUGUGUUCUUCCCCAUCAACACAUACACGUACAUUGCGGACAUGUGCAAAAUAUACAAUAAGGACGAACUGAGUACAGAUGAGAAAAUUUUAGAAAUGCAAUACACUCACAUGACGCUAAUAAUCGCUCAGUUUAUUUUACAUUGCAAUAAUAUAAAUAUAUUUAACAGCUGUCUUGGAGUCCUUUUGUUAAUCCAUUUGAAUGUAAAAAAUAGAGGACUCUCCUCCAUCGCGUUAAGUUUUCAUAACAAAUUGAAGAAAUACAGCAUUGACAUUUUCUAUGAAGUAUUGCUAUGCGCAUUGAUAGGGCUCUACACUGCAUAUAUCAACAACGCGUUGGAAGAAAAGGACCUCCUGCUCUUUAGUACCUCUAUAGCUAGCCGCUUAGGAGUUAAAAUUGUGGAGAGGCAGAAACUUCCCCUCUGCAAGUUUAUCCACUCAUGUGUUAGCUGUGCUCUGAACUUAAAGAAUCAAAAUUCGUUUCUUAAAUAUAUUUUUCCGUAUGCCCAGAAGUUAACUCUGUCUGAUUAUCAAAUUGGCUACCUGAAGAAGCAAAUCCUGAACCUUAUAGAAUCGUACAACACAGCUAACAAUACGCAGAUAAAAUUUGAAAGCAGCAUAUUCGAGCAUAUGUUUCUGAUCAUCUGCAAGAAAAGGAAGCUCAACGAGGAAUUUAAAGACUCCAAUUAUGAAAACUCGUAUAUGAAUCUUAACGAAAGCAUCCAUAUGAAUAUAAGCAAGAAUAUUGCCAAACGGGUUAGUAGGCAAUCUAAUGCACCCUCUAUAAAAACGAGGAGGAGCUCCCAGGAGGUGAACCUCCACCUUAAUAAGAGGGGGACGCAAAAUGGGAACAACUCCGAUGGAAGUCACAGCGAUACGGACUCUCAUUCCGAUUCAAACGCAUCCAGAGAGGGUGUAACGAAAGGUCCGGAAAAGAUUCUCCAGAAUGAUGUAAAUGGAGAAGGAGAUGAAAAUGGGCAGGCUUCUAAAAUUAAGGAGGAACUCAUCGAUCGGGGGGACGAUCCUCCAGAACUCCCCAAGGGUAGGAACAAAGACGGAGGAAGGGCGCCAAACCUGGAGAGCACUGCGCCGCGCGGCCAUAAGGCGGACGACUCGGAUUAUGAGAAGACGCCGUCCAACUCAACGCUCAGCAACUUUAUCAGCCAAAAUGAAGACGAGGACAACGUGUGCUUCAUCCGGGAGGACAACCGCGCCGUCAGCGGCGUCGUCAACCGCGUCAACAAGGGAGCCCUCCGCAAUGAUGAGCAGUACAUAUACGAAAUAAAUUCUAGCCCCAAACCGAUAAGGACCAAAAACGUGACCAAGCUCAAGCUAAUAAGCAACGAUGGUUUGGGAGGUAACAUAAAUAAUAACCGCGCUGACCACUCUCCAAAUGGAACUCCAAAACACUCGGAUGACCGCUCCCUCAACAGCUCCCUAAACAAUGUCAGCGAUAAGGACAAUGAUGACGUGUCUAUCAUAUCUGAGAAGAAGGAAAAGUUGAAUUAUCUACAAGAAAACGAUGACGAUUCCAAUUCGGAUGUGAUACCAGGCAUAUCUCCGAUGAAGGCUCGCAACAAAAAUAAAAGUGAAUUGUCCACCCCCAUUUCGUACGCCGACGAUUUGAUGAACUUUUGA
Molecule: messenger RNA, 7209 nt
Organism: Plasmodium vivax (malaria parasite P. vivax)
Lineage: Eukaryota; Apicomplexa; Aconoidasida; Haemosporida; Plasmodiidae
Exons: 1
Coding region: 1-7209 (2402 amino acids)
Biological process (GO): regulation of mitotic cell cycle; mitotic spindle organization
Cellular component (GO): mitotic spindle
Source: RefSeq, a predicted model, not a curated record